GCCAAUCCCAAACAAUUCUCCGCAGUGCUGAAAGAGCAGCGAAGUAAAGGAGAAGGAAGAGGAGUGAGAGAGGAGGAGCAAAGGAGGAGAGAAAGAGGGGAGAUUUGGGGAGACACGAGUCAGAGGCAGAGCGAGUGUGUGGCGAGAGCAGCAGAUACUGUAGGGUAAGGGAGAUAGGAGGGGGAGAAACUGCAAAUUUGGCUUCUCAGUGCGCACAUCAUCUCGGCUGCACCGUUUAGCUCUUUGCUCAGCAGGGGCUAAAACACCCAUCCAUUGAAGUAUUUUGAACUUCUAUUGCCGCUGGCUCUCCCACACAUCUUACAAGAAUGAUGAGUUCGUUCAGUACAAGAGCUCUCACACUGCUCUCGUCUGUUUUUGGAGCUUGUGGGUUGCUGCUGGUGGGCGUUGCUGUAUCAACGGACUACUGGCUGCUGAUGGAAGAAGGAAUCAUUCUGCAGCAGAACCAAACCAUGGAGGUCAAGAUGGCGCUCCAUUCCGGCCUUUGGAGAGUCUGUUUUGUCGCAGUAGCUGUCGCUGUGUUUUGGGUCAUGAUGGUGUCGCUCUGGGGAGGAAGCCAUGUUUCUGAUGCUUGGUACAAAAGGUCAGAGGAUGAAAACGCUGAUGGCAUUUUGAAGGGCCAGUCAUGUGUGGGACCUGAGAAGGGCAGAUGUGUGGCAUCAGAGUAUUUCACCGAACCAGAGAUUGAGAUAACGACAGAAAACACAGCUAACAUACUCAAGAUGGUCCGAACGGCCACUCCCUUUCCCAUGGUCUCCCUGCUCUUCGUCUUCACUGCCUUUGUCAUCAGCAAUAUUGGACACAUCCGGCCACAGCAAACCAUUCUGGCCUUCGUUUCUGGGAUAUUCUUCAUACUUUCAGGUCUCAGUCUGGUGGUGGGUUUGGUUUUAUAUAUUUCAAGUAUUAAUGACGAGGUGAUGAAUCGACCCAGAGAGCCAGAGCAGUUCUUUCACUAUCACUAUGGUUGGUCCUUUGCCUUUGCCGCCUCCUCCUUCCUGCUCAAAGAGGGUGCAGGAGUUAUGUCCGUCUACCUCUUUAUGAAGCGUUAUGCAGAGGAGGAGCUCUACCGCCCCCAUCCUGCGCUCUACCGCCCCCGUAUGUCUGACUGUAGUGACUACAGUGGCCAGUUUCUUCAUCCAGACUCCUGGGCUCCACCACAGCGAGGCCGAAGUCCUUCGGAUGUCUCUUCUGACAUCUCCAUCCAGCUCAACCAGACCUCGCCGCCGCAGCAACCUCUAAAGGGAGGCAGUAUCUCACAGGCAACACCUUCUUCUUCCGGGCCUUCAUCGGCUGCCAGCUACCAGCUUCAUCCUGCGUCUUCCUCCUCCACCUCAUCCUCAUAUCCACACCCCCUUCACCCAGGUGCCACCACUACCCUGUCCAGGGUGCCACAUGCUCUCGCCCACUCGCAGUCCCAUCCACAUCCAAGUGGGCUCCCUCCUCAGUCCCUGGCAAUGGUAGCACCUCCGUCUGCUGUGCCUCCUCCUUACUACCACACACACACACGAAUGAGUGCUUCACCCUGCUAGGCUGGGUGAGGAUGGGGGGGAGGGUUGC
Molecule: messenger RNA, 1575 nt
Organism: Girardinichthys multiradiatus
Lineage: Eukaryota; Metazoa; Chordata; Actinopteri; Cyprinodontiformes; Goodeidae
Gene: cacng7a
Product: calcium channel, voltage-dependent, gamma subunit 7a
Exons: 8
Coding region: 327-1547 (406 amino acids)
Biological process (GO): transmission of nerve impulse; neurotransmitter receptor transport, postsynaptic endosome to lysosome; regulation of AMPA receptor activity
Cellular component (GO): postsynaptic density membrane; AMPA glutamate receptor complex
Molecular function (GO): voltage-gated calcium channel activity; channel regulator activity
Source: RefSeq, a predicted model, not a curated record